Hemibagrus wyckioides is the source of this 2592-nucleotide messenger RNA. It is a transcript of the gene ddx21, whose product is annotated as DEAD (Asp-Glu-Ala-Asp) box helicase 21. Gene Ontology annotation, molecular function: RNA binding; RNA helicase activity; ATP binding. The transcript is spliced from 16 exons. Bases 71 to 2359 code for a protein of 762 amino acids. Lineage: Eukaryota; Metazoa; Chordata; Actinopteri; Siluriformes; Bagridae. The record is from RefSeq and is a predicted model, not a curated record.
GGCUGACGUUCCUUUUCCUGCCUGUUCCCGUGGCAGAGGCUGUGUUCAUCUACCGGAGAAACGGUACAAAAUGCCAUCAUUAGUUUUAACCAGCAGUGACAACAGUAACAUCAUGGACGACGUGGACGAAGGAUUAAACACCAAUUUGGAAAUCAAAAAAAAGAAAGACAAGGCCAAGAAGAAAAUGACCAUGACCGAAGAGUCUGCUGACUGCGAUCCACCGGCUCCCAAAAAGUUGAAACGAGAAAAGAUGGACACAGCCAACGGGACAGUGCAGAGCUCUCCUGAUGUUAAUGGAAACAUCAGGAAGAAACCAGUUAAAGUUCAGAACCUUCAUUCCAGUGACGAGCUCGUCAACCCAGCUGGCGAGCCUCCAGAGCAGAAGAAGAAGAAGAAAAAGAAGGCGGCGACAACAGACGACGAUACAGCCGAGCAAACGCCAGCAGCCAAUGGCAUUAGUACAAAAUCACCAAAGACUCCAGCGAAAGUCAACGGGCAUCUGACCGACUCUACCUCGACACUGUCCAGCGAAGACUCCAGCAGCGAGAGUGAAAAGGAUAUGGAGACACCAGAGCAAAAAGAGGGAGCCUUCUCUAAUUUCAAAAUCUCACAGGACACCAUCAAGCUACUCCAAGCCCGGGGUGUGAUGUAUCUCUUUGACAUUCAAGUGAAGACCUUCAACUCUGUGUACGACGGGAAAGACGUGAUCGGUCAAGCCCGAACCGGCACGGGAAAGACGUUCUCUUUUGCGAUCCCACUAGUGGAGAAACUGCAGUCUGGAGCCGAGGACAGAAGAAGAGGGAGAGCACCAAAGGUGCUGGUUCUCGCUCCGACCCGAGAGCUGGCAAUUCAGGUGGCUAAAGACUUCAAGGACAUCACCAGGAAGCUCUCCGUUCACUGCUUCUAUGGAGGAAGCUCCUACAACCCUCAAGUUGAUGCCAUUCGCAGCGGGAUCGACGUUCUCGUCGGCACCCCAGGCCGAAUAAAAGACCACCUUCAGAACAACAAACUGGACCUGUCCCAGCUGAAACAUGUGGUGCUGGAUGAAGUGGACCAAAUGCUUGAUAUGGGCUUUGCUGAACAAGUGGAGGAGAUCCUCUCUGCUUCCUACAAAAAAGGUGAUGAAAGCAACCCUCAGACUCUGCUCUUUUCUGCCACUUGCCCUCCUUGGGUUUAUGACGUGGCUAAGAAAUACAUGCGCUCCCAGUAUGUCCAUGUCGACCUCAUCGGCAAAAAGUCUCAGAAAGCCGCCACCACAGUUGAGCAUCUGGCCAUAGCAUGCCAUUGGUCUCAGAGAGCAGCGGUGAUUGGUGAUGUAGUGCGGGUGUACAGCGGCAGCCACGGACGCACCAUCGUCUUCUGUGAGACCAAGAAGGAAGCCCAUGAGCUGUCUAUGAACACCUCCAUCAAACAGAGUGCACAAUCUUUGCAUGGAGACAUUCCUCAGAAACAACGAGAGGUCACACUGAAAGGCUUCAGGAACGGCCACUUCGAGGUCCUGGUGGCCACCAACGUGGCUGCACGAGGCCUUGAUAUCCCAGAAGUUGAUUUGGUUGUACAGUGUUCUCCUCCAAAGGACGUUGAGUCCUAUAUCCACCGCUCUGGACGAACUGGCAGAGCUGGUAGAACUGGCAUCUGCAUUUGUUUCUAUCAGCGCAAAGAAGAAGACCAACUGCGAUAUGUGGAGCAGAAGGCUGGCAUUACUUUCAAGCGUGUUGGCGUUCCCACUGCUAAUGACAUCGUCAAAUCUUCCAGUAAAGAUGCAGUCAGGUUCCUGGAUUCUGUACCUCCAGCAGCUAUCGAACAUUUUCGUGAUGCAGCAGAGAGGCUAAUCGAAGAGCGAGGUGCGGUGGAGGCGCUAGCCGCUGCUCUUGCACACAUAUCAGGAGCCACAACUCUGGAGCAGAGAUCGCUUCUUAACUCAGAUGCUGGCUUUACCACGUUAGUGCUUAGCUGCUCUCAGGACAUGCAUAACAUCGGCUACGCCUGGCGAGGGCUGAAAGAGCAGCUCGGGGAGGAGAUAGACGACCAAAUCAAACGCAUGACCUUCCUGAAGAGUAAAAAGGGGGUUUGCUUUGACGUCCCAGCCGAUAAGGUGAAAGAAAUCCAGGAAAAAUGGCAAGAUGGUCGCAGAUGGCAGCUGACCAUCGCCACUGAACUUCCCGAAUUGGAGGAAAGCAUGCGGAACCGCGGGGAACGAGGAUCUGGGUCCAGAGGUCGUGGUGGCGGAUUCCGCGGUGGAUUCCGCAGUGGCUUCCGUGGUGGCAACAACCGAAGAGGAGGAGGAGGAGGAGGAGGAAGAGGUGGGGGAAGAGGAGGUGGUCAAAAAAGGAACUUCAGCCAGGCUUUUGGCCGUUAAACAUCACACGUUUGCUCGAGUGACUUUCUUUUUCCAGCCUUGACGACUGGGUCGGUCAAUAUUUUUCCACUUUAUAUUUGGGAAGUGAACCAUUACCCUUCACCGGAAAACUGCUUUCCCAAAGCCUGCAUAGACAAAACAAGCUAAUUGCCUUGCAAUUGUGUAUUCAAACAGCUCUAUUUAAGCCCAUUCACAUGAAUGUGAAUUCCAUUAAAGUUGUCAUAAUACGCAAA